Messenger RNA from Phialemonium atrogriseum, 1986 nucleotides. Its product is annotated as acyl transferase/acyl hydrolase/lysophospholipase. Gene Ontology annotation, molecular function: triacylglycerol lipase activity. The record is from RefSeq and is a predicted model, not a curated record. The transcript has 2 exons. NCBI's taxonomy places the organism in Eukaryota, Fungi, Ascomycota, Sordariomycetes, Cephalothecales, Cephalothecaceae. Gene Ontology annotation, biological process: lipid metabolic process. The annotation marks the transcript as partial.
AAGCAUUCGGCUACGAGCUCGCUGUCACACAUCGUCCGGGGGUUAAACAACCUCGCCCUCUCGUGGCGCGAUGGUACUACGGACCCGGAGCGGGAAGAUCGUCGCCAGGCUGAGGAGCGCCAGCAGAUCUUAGCUGCGCGCAUGCACAAUGCCCGGACGAUGAAAGAAUGGGAGACUGCCGCACGAGAGCUCGACACCUUGGAGGGAAACGACGAAUGGAAACUGGACGACUCGACAGGCGACUACCAGCCCGAAGUCGUCGAGGCGAGGCUAAAAGAGCUCGACGAGGCACGGACGAACUGCGACAUUGCGAACAUGCUAUACCUACUAAGGACCGCGUUUUCGCGAGAUCUCGCCGGAAUGGGAAACAUCGACUUGUAUAGACACUCGUAUGUCGGUACCAAGAGGCUGAUCGAGCGAUACGUUGAUUCGGCCGUGAACACCAUCGAUACCCUGGUUGAGAAGAGCGCCUACGCGUCGCCAGCAGAGCUUGGGCCUAGGGAUCUCCUCAGCGGUGCGCUUUAUGCGAGGCAAAGUUUCGGGAGGAGUGCCUUGCUGCUGAGCGGCGGUGCAACGUUCGGCAUGGCGCAUAUCGGCGUGAUAAAGGCCAUGUUUGAGGCAAACUUGCUUCCUCGAAUAAUAUCUGGCGCGUCAGCAGGCUCCAUCGUUUGUUCCGUCCUGUGCACCCGAACAGAUGAGGAGAUCCCGGCCGUCCUCCGAGAGUUCCCGUACGGCGACCUGUCCGUGUUCGAGGAGCAGGAUCGCGAGGACGGCAUUGCUGACCAUAUUCGACGCCUUCUGACCGAGGGGAGCUGGUCUGAUAUCAAGCAUCUGACCAGGGUGCUGAGGGGCGUGCUCGGCGACAUCACCUUCCAGGAGGCGUACAACCGGACCAGGAGGAUAUGCAACAUUCCCGUGUCCUCGCCAUCCAUCUACGAGCUCCCCCGUCUUCUCAACUAUGUCACGGCCCCGAAUGUCAUGAUCCGGUCCGCCGUCGCCGCCUCAUGUUCGGUGCCCUUCGUCUUCAACGCCGCCUCACUUCUCACAAAGGACCCCGAGACCGGCCAACACAUAUCUUGGAACCCGACCCCGCUGAGAUUCAUCGACGGCUCGGUAGACAAUGACCUCCCCAUGAGCCGGCUUGCCGAGAUGUUCAAUAUAAACCAUUUCAUCGUCUCCCAGGUAAACCCUCACGUCGUCCCUUUCCUCUCCAAGGACGACCAUCUAUCCCCUGCGGCAGAUCUGCCAGGCGGCCGAGAGUCGCAAUCCUCGCCGGACUACAUGGACUGGCUCCAGACACUCACGGCACUGGCCAAGGACGAGGCGCUCCACCGAUUGCAGUUCUUGACUGAGCUUGGCAUAUUCCCAAACCUGUGCACCAAGUUGCGCAGCGUCCUGAGCCAGAAGUAUUCCGGAGACAUCACCAUCUUGCCCGAGAUCUCCCCCAACGACCUCUCUCGCAUCUUGAAGAACCCGACACCCGAUUUCAUGCUCCGCAACUGUCUCAUCGGGGAGAAGGCAACCUGGCCGAAGCUCAGCAGGAUACGAGAUCGAUGCGCGAUCGAGUUGGCGCUGGACCGUGCAGUACAUGCGCUGCGGGCGAGGGUCGUCUUCAGCGAGAGCCAAGUCGAUCUCCGACGCCUCGUUACCGGAUCCGAACACCUCGGUGCCGCUCCUGAGCCCAGCGCGGACGUGAACCGGUCACACCCUUCCUCGGCAAUUCCAGUGCAACAUGGCGAUGCCACCCAGGAUCAGCGACCGUAUCAUCACAGGCGAGGCUCUGGAAGCAAUAUCCAGCUACUGGCGCGUCAAAGGAGAGUGCAGCAGGGUCUCGAGUCCGUCAUGACAGACGAGGACACGGAAGAGGAGGAGACGAUGGAGCUGAGUCUCCGGCGAGGCGCCCAAGGCCUCCGGUUGGGAAAUCGGGCCAACGUAAACAAGCCACGACUGAAACGGGCAGUCAAGAGUCACUUCCACCUACCGGCC